Molecule: messenger RNA, 1458 nt
Organism: Drosophila navojoa
Lineage: Eukaryota; Metazoa; Arthropoda; Insecta; Diptera; Drosophilidae
Gene: RhoGAP19D
Product: Rho GTPase activating protein at 19D
Biological process (GO): signal transduction; regulation of GTPase activity
Cellular component (GO): cytoplasm
Molecular function (GO): protein binding
Source: RefSeq, a predicted model, not a curated record
UUCUAGGUCGCUGCCAUAAUCGAAUCGAUGCAAUAGGAACGUUACGGCUCAAUUGCUAUGCUCUUGUCAGGCAUUACAAUGGGCGUCCUGACGCCUCAGAGCCACAGACAACAGCAAGUUGUCGACUCUCUGGCUCGCUGCUGAGCUGAACGUAUUUAGCAGCAAAUGAAGGUGCAGCUCGUAGCCAGCGAAGCCGCCAACCAGUAGCAGGUUGGCCAACAAGCGACACAAGCCAGCAGCAGCGGCAGCAACACCUUCAGCUCUCCAGCAACUCCGCAGCCUCAGCCGGCAGCAGCGAGAGAGGCGCAAAAAAAAAGGAAAUUGAAAGAGAAAAAAAAAACAACUUCGCAGCGUUAACCGAAAAUGUUACAAAACUCGAAUGCAACAGCCGCAGCAGCAGCGGCGGCAACAGCGACGCCCAGCACAGCAGCCGCGGCGGCAGCGGCAGCGAACAAUGCAGCGAUAGCCGCGUCAUCGAUACAGCCAAAGCUGGUUGUCAUACGAAGGCGUCAGAAUCAGGGCUUCGGUUUUACGCUGCGUCACUUUAUUGCCUAUCCACCGGAAGAUGAUGCCGCCAGCUGGCCACAGGAAGCGACAAACGCAGUCGGCGGCGGCGGCAACGUUGGCGGCAGCAGCGGCGGUGUCGUCGGCUUGGAGCCAACGUCACCAACGUCGCUGCCGCCAUACCAAGUGAAAGCGAUGGAGACCAUUUUCAUCAAAGAGGUGCACGCGAACGGACCGGCUCACCACGCCAAUCUACAAACGGGCGACCGGGUGCUAAUGGUGAACAACACGCCGAUCGCUGGCAUUGCCUACAGCACAAUUGUGUCGAUGAUCAAGCAGACGCCGUCGGUGCUAACGCUGCACGUUGUGCCCAAGGAGUGUGAUGUGCUGCAAAUGCACUACACGAGCAUUGCCCACACGCCGGAAUCGAAUCGCCUAACGAUGUCCGCACAGGCGCCACAGCAGCCAUCGAUGGGCGCUGGCCACACGACACAUUCGCCGGUGCUGCUGGCAAACGCCGGUGCCGCCGGCAUCAAGUCAACAUUUCCACAGCAACAGUUGAUCUCAUAUCCCGCUGUUGCCGCCAAUACAUCCUCGACAGCAUCCUCUGUGUCGCCAGCAACGCCGCUGCACGGCGGCAGUCGCUCCGGCAGCAUCACUAGCAAUGCCAGCGGCAGUGGACUGCCCACCAACAAUAGUAGCCAUCAUCACCAGCAUCAUCAUCACCAGCAGCAGCAGCAGCAUCCGCAUCCGCAACGUCAUCCGGCGCUUGCAGGCGGCAGCAGCAGCAUCGACUUUGGUGACAUGGCCCAUGGCAUGCGUCAGCAUCAGCAUCAGCAUCAGCAGCAGCAGCAGCUAUACCACCAUCAACAGCAACAUCAUCAUCAUCAUCAGCAGCAGCUGCUGUCGAGCAGCUUUAUGCGGUAAGUGUAAACUAUUUCAACUUACCUGGGC